UAUCAGGUAACCCUGGUUGUACUUAGGGGAUGUUUACUAAAAAUAAAACCUCCCCCUAAAGCCCAAGACAACCUCAUAUUCUCCAGACCUACAUCACCGUUGAGAAUAAUUGCCCUGUUGGAUGGACUACAAGUGACAUGCUCACAUUGAUCCUGAGAGAGACGAGAUCACAGCUGAGAGGGUCAACAUGGCCACUCCGGACAAUCUGGUGCUCUUGGAGACAGAUGCUGGCGAUGCAUCAACCCGGGAUGACCAACACGACAAUAAACCAGCACCUGAUCAUCUCCAUCAUCUAACAUCAGAAUGUGCAGGAUCAAACCCAGUUCAAUGCCAAGAAGGCAUCGUGGAGAUCCGUGGUCCUAACAUUCAAGAGGACAGAGGCACUGAGAGUGCAUCAGAUUUAAUACACCUCUCUGUUCACAAUGCACGGUUAGAAGUCACUAGAAUUAAUCCAGAUAAUGAUGACAUCAGUCAUGAUCUACUACAUCAAACAUCUCAAAGUUUUAGAGAUGCAAACACAUUUUUUCACUCUCAUUUGCCAGCAUUAUCAGAACAGCACAAGUUUGCAGAACAUGACGUCACUUUAAACAUAUCUGCGAGUCAUGAGAUGACGAAUGAUAUAAAAACUCCUGCUUUGGACAUAAUGAAUACACCAGUAAACACAACAGUCUUAACACAUGCCUCCUCAGUAUUAGAUCCUUUGGAGAUGCUAAACAAUGUGUCGGAAACAGCUGAUGGACCGGAUAAUAACAACAGCGCCAUUCUGACUCUAAAUAAAACCUCAGAAGAUAAACUUGUUUACCCAACUGUUGAGUCUCACACCAUUUUUGCCCUGAAUGUAAAACCUGGCGAAUGCAGUAAUGAUCUACCGGUAGAUGAAUCGAACACCGUUGCUUUGAUGAGGGAGAUGCAUUGGAUUGCUCCAAAAGAUGAAAGCGAUCCAUCCCAAAUGAAUCUUUUCCAAUCACCUGACACAGAUUUAGGGAAUUGUACCGAGGGUGUCAGCUUAAAGUUCACAGGGACAAAACGUGACGGCGAGGUGUGCAAUGAGACGUGGCUGGAUGCUUGCCAGUUCCUGGCAGGUGAAAAGGACGGUGGUGCUAUUUUUGACGAGUGCCGUCGUUCUCUCUCUUCCAGCCCCCCCGAGGCCGAACCAGACUACACAAAAGCCUCGUGUGUCCCCAACAGGGACAACAUUUCAAUUGACCAGCAAGCUGAGAACUGGGAUCUGUUUCCAUCUGUCGAGAGAUGGUCAUCUACGGACAGCUGGGCUAGUGCACUUUCAGAUUGGUUUCAGACAGUUAGCACCUAUACAGAAGAUUCUUUCACUGGCACCAACACUUUGGUCGGGAUGGCGAUCCAAGACACCGCUGUGGAGCAGAGGACAAGCCCAGAUAUUGCAAACCUUGGUGGACAGACAUGUAUGUCUCUGAAACCAGUAAAUGAUGAAGCCCUGGAUAAAGAAGUGGUAAAAAAGGGAGACGAUGAUUCUUUACUUUCUCGAUCAAAUUCAGACAGACAGACAAAUGUGAUUGUUGAGGACGAAGUUAAUUUGUCAGAGCCUCUUAUAUCUCACGUUCCAGAGAUGAAAGCCGUACUGGAUGCUUUAAAUGUAGAAAUGACCUCCAGGUCUCCUGAAAAUGAGUUUGAUGUUAAACAAUGUGGAAGUCAGCACAUCUCUGGAGAGCUUUGGAGUGCAAAGUCGGAGGGAGAUGCACUGGUUGGGUUGGACUUUGAAAGCGGUUCUGGUGCGCAGAGGAUCUCAGCUAACACCAGCGACAAGAAUCUUACGGCUGGGUGUGUGAGUGGCGAGGCACGUCACAGAUCCGACGCUGAUCUUCACACAUGUUCCUCUCAUUCCAAUGAUCAUGUGUCUUUCUUGAAACACACACAAGGUGUGGGGACAGAUGAGAAGUCUAUAUCAUGUUCCUUCAUUGAGGGUUCAAACAUUGUGGACUUUAUCGUGAAGCCAGAAGAGAGAAGAGAUACAGUUACAGAGUUUAUUAUGCCGUUUGACCCACUUGGUACUGGAAAUAAUUUUCUCCAUCACGGUGUAUUUAAAGAAGACAUUGCACACGUUGGUGUAGAUGUUCCUCUCCAAGAGAUUAUUAAUGAUGAGAUCUGCCUUAAGCCAUCUAUAAAGAACAGUCGUAACUCAAAUGAUAGUGAUGACUCUUCUAAAGGCCGCUUCCCAGACCCGUCUUUAUCUUCAUCUUGUGAAGAUUCAGAUGGGAUAAAGGACUUUAAGGGAAACCAAUGUGACAUCAUCACUAAAGAGCUUUCAAACUUAAUUUUACUCACGGGAGAGCAUUUUAUGGUGUCUAAGACAAACCACAUUGCAUAUGUUAGUCUAGACUUGCAUGAACCCGGAGAUUUCAAUCGUGUGUUUUUUUCGAACCAUGUGAAUUCUCAAAGGCAGAACUGCAGUUGUGCGCCUCAUGUGAAAAAAGACAAAAUGCCUCACAAAACUUCAUCGGACGGCAAAGGUCGCUCAAAGCAUAAGGAGAAAUCGGACGACCAGCAGCAUGGGAUUCAUACAUCAAAACAUCAAGAGAAACCACCAUCACAAGAGAAAAGUCAUAUCAGCUCUGAAGAAGCAAGUUGUGGGGGUCGGGAAGUUACUGAAGUUGUUGUCAGAGCGGAGAAAAUAACUCCUAAAACCCAGGGGAAGAAGAAGAAGAAGCACGCACACAAUGGGACAGCAAAACAUGAGACUGAUCCACCAGCUGAAGUAAGAAACAGAACUGUUCAGAAGAAUGCUAAUAGCAAAGUUGAAAACAUUGAAGCGAAAGUGGCAUCAAAUGGUCUAGCAUCUCAUAUUUCCACCAAGGUGGACACUGCCAACAAAAACAGCACACAGAAACCAAUGUCAGUGAGACCCAAAGUAGGGGCAAACUGUAGCAUUGUAGCCAAGAUGGACACAAGUCAGAAAACUAUCCCUGUGAAAUCGAAAGCAGAACCAAGUGGAAAUAAUGUGGCCAAGAUGGACACGUCCAACACGGACAUAAGUCAGAAAACCAUCCUUGUAAAACAUAUCGAAGAUAAAAGUCAAAAUAAUGUGGCCAAGAUGGACACGUCCAACGUGGACACAAGUCAGAAAACCAUCCUUGUAAAACAUAUCGAAGAUAAAUGUCGAAAUAAUGUGGCCAAGAUGGGAACAUCCAACACGGACAAAAGUCAAAAAACUAUCCCUGUUAAAUCAAAAUCAGAACCAAGUGGAAAUAAUGUGGCGAAGAUGGACACGUCCAACACGGACAUAAGUCAGAAAACCAUCCUUGUAAAACCUAUAGAAGAUAAAAGUCUAAAUAAUGUGGACAAGAUGGACACGUCCAAUACCGGUGUAAGUCAGAAAACCAUCCUUGUAAAACAUAUCGAAGAUAAAAGUCGAAAUAAUGUGGCCAAGAUGGGGACGUCCAACACAGACACAAGUCAGGAAACUAUCCCUGUUAAACCGAAGGCAGAACCAAGUGAAAAUAAUGUGGCCAAGAUGGGCACGUCCAACACGGACACAAGUCCAAAAACUAUUCCUGUUAAACCGAAAGCAGAACCAAGUGAAAAUAAUGUGGCAAAGAUGGACACGGACAUGAGUCAGAAAUCCAUUCUUGUAAAACAUAUAGAAGAUAAAAGUCGAAAUAAUGUGGCCAAAAUGGGAACGUCCAACACAGAUACAAGUCAGAAAACUAUCCCUGUUAAAUCGAAAGCAGAACCAAGUGGAAAUAAUGUGGCAAAGAUGAAGACGUCCAACACGGACAUGAGUCAGAAGUCCAUUCUUGUAAAACCUAUAGAAGAUGAUAAAAGUCGAAAUAAUGUGGCCAAGAUGGACACGUCCAAAAUGGACACCAGUCAGAAAACUAUCCCUUUUAAACCUAAAGCAGAACCAAGUGGAAAUAAUGUGGCCAAGAUGGACACGUCCAACACAGACACAAGUCCAAAAACUAUCCCUGUUAAGCCUAUUGAAGAUAAAAGUCAAAAUAAUUUUGCCAAAGUGGUACAACCCAACAAAGACACCAGUCAGAAAACCAUCCCUAUAAAAUCUAUAGUGGACCUAAGUGCAACUAAUGUAGCCAAGAUGGACCCCAUUCAGAAAGCCAUCCCUGUUAAAUCUAUAAGAGAUAAAAGUGGAAAUAGUGUGGCCAAGAAGGGCACGUCCAAUAUGGACACCAAUCAGAAAACCAUCCCUGUUAAAUCUAAAGCAGACACGAGUGGAAAUAAUGUGGCUAAGAUGGAAAACAAGACAUGUAGUUCAGAACCACAGAGCAUAUGUUUAUCUGGCACAAUAAAUGAUGACAUCAAGCGCAGGCGAAUCGAAAACGACCAGUCAGGAACAGUUCUGAUAAAGAUGAGACCUCAGCUGCCCGCAAUCUUUCGCCAAGCAAGAAAAGAUGAAGAUGUUACCCGAAGAGCAUACAGUGAAGUUGCCAAGCAGAAGACUUCAACACCAAAAGAAGUUGUGGUUCCUCAUGUACAAUCGGAGAUCCAGGUUGAUCCCGUCCCUGCUGAACCUCAAAACAUCUCCCUGUGGUGCCGGUUCAACCAAGUUCCACCUGAUGCUACUAUUAAGUGGACUAAGGAAGGAACAGUACUGACGGAGAACAAGAAAGGUGAAGGGGACGAUGAGCGAUUCACAUUGACCAUUCUGAAGGCCUGCAGUAAAGACCUUGGACUGUACAAAUGUACCCUGAGCACUUCCAACGUCUCUGUGUCUACAUCAGAGUAUCACCUCACGUCUGAGGUUCUUAUGGAACUUGUCAUCCCAAGUCACGAUCAACCAGCCGAGCCCAGGAUUGUGCAAGGAGAUGAAGAAAACAUCCAGUGUAGCCCGCUUCUCUUUAAAGAAGAUUUCCUUUCGGAUCAGUACUUCGGGGAAAAUCAACCUGCGAGCAUUGUAACAGAAAAGAUCCAUUUCGGUGAAGGAAUGCACCGGAAAGCCUUCAGAACAACUCUGAGAGCAAGCAAGCUGCCACGCUUCAACCCCGGCCAUCCCUGCGUCCUGAAAGUCCACAAUUCCAUUGGCUACGGGACCAAAAGCAAUGACGAGCUUGUACAGAGGAACUACAGCCUAGCUGUGGAGGAAUGUCAUGUGCAGAAUACUGCCAGGGAAUAUAUAAAAGCGUAUCAUAGUGUGGCAAAGUCUGCAGAAUCAUUCGGAGAGGUGCCAGAGAUCAUCCCUAUUUAUCUGGUCCACCGGCCAUCCAAUGAGAUCCCUUACGCCACCCUGGAAGAGGAGCUGCUGGGAGAUUUUGUGAAGUAUUCAGUGAAGGAUGGGAAAGAGAUCAACCUGAUCCGCAAGGACUCGGAGGCGGGACAGAAAUGCUGUGCGUUUCAGCAUUGGGUUUACACUCAGACCGAAGGAAACUUGCUCGUCACGGACAUGCAGGGUGUUGGUAUGAAGCUGACAGAUGUUGGCAUUGCCACCUGUAAGAAAGGCUAUAAAGGAUUCCGAGGGAAUUGUGCCACAUCCUUCAUUGACCAGUUUAAAGCAUUGCACCAGUGUAACAGAUACUGUGAAUUAUUAGGCUUGAAGUCGCUACAGCCCAAGCCGAAGCAGACUGUUCAACCUAAACCAAAAGCACAACCUGGACCCAAGAAAAAUCCAUUUGGCUCCGUGCUGAAAGGCAAAUCCUGAUCAGACAGCAACCCUGAACUUUUGCUUUCUGGGUAAAUUGAGUUUAAAGACAUGCAUUAGGACUUUGCUCAGGGACGAAUAUGUUUCUGAAAUUUCACUUUAAACCCAAGAUGCUGAAUGAGAUGAUAUUCAUCUGUAAGGAAAUCAGAGAAGUAGAUGUUUUGUUGAAAAUGUUAUUCUAUUCUGAAAGAGAUCUUUGCUUAUUUUUAUAAUUUAUUUUCUUUCUUUCUUUCUAUAACAAAAAUGAUUUUGUUAUAACUAGCCUUAAAACAGAUUUUGUAAUUGAUUUAAGAAUAGAGUGUGUUAUUUUAAUUUUUCAAUCAAUCAUUUGCAAUGGUAAAAUAUAAUUUUUUAUGGUGUCAUCUUUUGACAGAUUUUUGAUGUUAUUUAAAUAUCUUUAUAGCUGCCUGCUGGUUUUGUAAGAUAAAGAUUAUAGUUUAUAUACUGUAAUAGCAAAGAACAGGAAAUUCUUGUUAAUGAUGGCCCAUUGUUAUGUGCAAUGAAAGUACUUAAAGCGGUGGUAUCCUGGACAGGGUUUACAUUAAGCCAGGACUAGGCCUUACACUGCAAAAAAAUGAUUUUCAAGAAAAAAAUUCUUAGUAUUGUUUUCAGUAAAAAUAUCUAAAAAUUCUCAAAUUAAGAUGCUUUUCGUUGAUGAGCAAAAUGACCCAAGAAUUUAAGUGAUUGUGUGCAUAAAACAAUCAAAAAAAAAUCUGCCAAUGGGGUAAGCAAAAAAUCUUGAAUUUUUAUUAAACACUAAAUUCAAGAAAAAAUUCAAGAAAAAUUUGCUUACCCCAUUGGCAGAUUAUUAUUAUUAUUAUUUUGCUUCUUUUAUGCACAAAAUCACUUAAAUUUGAUAUUUUUGGUUUUAAAACUAGACUUGUUUUCAGUAAAAAUAUCUAAAAAUUCUCAAAUUAAGAUGCGUUUUCUUGAUGAGCAAAACGACCCAAGAAAAUAGGUCUAGUUUUUAGACCAAAAAUAUCAAAUUUAAGUGAUUUUGUGCAUAAAACAAGCAAAAAAAAAACAAAAAAAUCUGCCAAUGGGGUAAGCAAAAAAAUCUUAAACAACAAACUCAAGAAAAAUUCAAGAAAAAUAUGCUUACCCCAUUGGCAGAUUUAUUUAUUUAUUGCUUCUUUUAUGCACAAAACCACUUAAAUUUGAUAUUUUUGGUAUAAAAACUAGACUUACUUUCUUGGGUCGUUUUGCUCAUCAAGAGAAAUCAUCUUAAUUUAAGAAUUUUUAGAUAUUUUUACUAAAAACCUUACAAAAAUACUAAGAAUUUUUUCUUGAAAAUCUUUUUUUGCAGUUAGUUAUUUUAGGACAUUUAACCUGUUUUUACAAACAAAAACCAUUUUCUGAUGACAACAAAAAAAGAUAAUUUGAUAAUGAAAACCACACAACUAAUUGUAACCAUAGUCCCUUUCACACAUACAGUAUUUAUUGGUAAUUUACUGGUAAAUUGCAGUUAACAGGUCAUGUGUGAACAGAACCUUUACGGUAAAUCAGUGCUGCCAAUUUACCAGUAAGAGAGGUUGUAAGAUUACCAGUAAUUUACUGGUUAGCCCUAUGCGUGAACAAAAAAUAUAGAUUACCGGCAUAUAGAACGGACGACGUCAGACCGCACAGACAGCUUCGGGCCAAUCAUAACGUUUUAUACCGAUGACGCGUUUACCCGCGCACUGUUUACGGACGACGUUUCCACACACACGCAGCUUAAAAGGCCCUGUACCAAAUGGCGCACUUCAUGUGGACUUUCGGUCUCGUGGCCUUAAAUUGCGCGUGCUCGCUUAGUCUUCGAGUCCGUAGGGUGUCCCAUCUGUCAUUUUUACGCUUUUAAGUGUACUCAUCAGCGCCUCCUUUGCCCCCUUGAUGCGGUCUUCAGCAAAGCAUAACCCGCCAUUGUUUACAAAUACAACACUGAGCUUGUGCAGACAGCAACGCGCCACAGGUAACUUCCGCUUUCUCUCCGAGUUUACCGGUAUGAUAUUAAUGUGUGAAUGAUGUCUAAUGGUAAAAAGACAUCAUGUGUAUUAUUAAAUUAAUUCUGGUAAAUUCAUGGUAAUUUACCGAAAUUACUGUGUGAAAGAGGAUAUUGACUUCCAUAGUAGGAAAAACAGAUGUGCUUACCAUAAUUUAUCAAAAUAUUUUCUUAAUUGUUUAUCACAAUACUUCCAUAAUAUUUGUUUUCCUACUAUGGAGGUCAGUGUUUACAAUCAGCUUUUUGCUUACCAUCAUUUAUCAAAAUAUCAUCUUUUGUGUUCAUCAAGAUAAAAAAACGUAAAUGAUGACAGAAUUUUCAUUUUUGGAUAGACUAUCCCUUUUAGCCCUGCAUGGGAAACCACCCCCAAGUAUAUUUAAACUUAAUCCUUUUACUACUAAGAAUUUAGGUCAAUGUCAGAAAGUGUCCCAGUUUACCUAAAUUCUAUUUUACUGUUAAAGGUGAAUGACUACUAUGAGUUAGAUUUGAAAUUGCAAUGUGAAUACUCAUUUAAAUAUAUGGUUAUGGACUAAAUUAAAAGUCCUAUGCAUUUUAUAAACUUUGCUUAAAAAUAUAUUCAUUGACCUUGUGCACAGUACUGUCAACCAUAUGAUGUUUUGUUUGUGUAUAUAAAGUCAAGCUAUGCCGUAUGUCUCGCAUGAGAAUGAUGGCGUCUGUAUGAUAUGGUAUUAAAUCUGAUGCGAUGGAACAAUCUGUACACAUGGCCCAGUAAACAGCUGCUGAAUUGCCUCUGCAAGAAUGACAAGCCCUCCACCUUCACCUCAAUAUCAUCAUCCAAAGUCAAAUGACUUACAGUAUUGGCUCAGUACUAUAAAUAAAUGCACACACAUUUUCAAAGCAA
Misgurnus anguillicaudatus (oriental weatherfish) is the source of this 8466-nucleotide messenger RNA. Lineage: Eukaryota; Metazoa; Chordata; Actinopteri; Cypriniformes; Cobitidae. The record is from RefSeq and is a predicted model, not a curated record.